CUCUGUGCAGCCCAGCAUUCAGCCCAGCCAGAGACUCGGCAGGUGAAAGUCAUCGUGGGAAAGUUUCUCUCUUUUCCAGAGAGGGUGUUAAAGUCUGGCAAUUUACUUUAUGGAGCCCUUGGCAAUAUUGCACAGGUGUACUCUAGUAAACAAAGUAAUAUAAACCUUGAGAAGAGAUUUCAAAACCGCCUUAACUGGAACAAUGUUACUGGAUUCUUCACUUUGUCAGACCUACAAAUAGAGGAUUCUGGGGUUUAUACUGUGGAGAAUAUAAAUGAAGUUGAAGAGAAGACGACACAUACAUUUCAGCUGACUGUGUACUGUAAGAGUGUGUGUGUGUGUGUGUUUGUGUGUGUGUGUUUGUGUGUGUUUGUGUGUGUGUGUGUUUGUGUGUGUGUGUGUGUGUGUGUGUGUUUGUGUGUGUGUGUGUGUGUGUGUUUGUGCUGUAAUUUACAAAGUCAUUAAAGCGACAAUCAGCAGUAGAAACAAUAACAAAGUGUACUCCCCGCCCCUAGUUCUGUAAAAAAAAGCUGAGGGAUAGGGCUGGAGAAAUGUAACCACUCUUAAAUUCAUAGACAUAGCUAUGGAUGCAAGGACUGAUCAACCAUUAUAUACAAAUUAUAGUUGUAACCAUGUUUUGAGACUAUAUAGUGUUUGUUUACAAUUUAUUUGUUUACUAACACUGGAGUAAAACAAGCUGAUGGGUUCUCCUAAGCUCAUGAGGCAUUUAUAAGUUAUAUUCUUCAAGAAUCAAUGGGUCCAUAUCAUUAAUGUAUAAGUCCAAAAAUGGAUGAAGCAACUGCUCUUUGCCACUUUAAAGAUACGUUCCAUUUCACAAAUUCUAAUUUUUUCAUUAUGUGUCUUCCAGAUGUUCUGUCCAAACCUCAGGUGACAGUCCAUGACAACAGCUCUUGUACCGUGGUGUGUUCUGUGGAGAACGGAAGAGAUGUGACCCUGUCCUGGUACAGAGGAGGGGAGAUACUCAACCAGAGCAGCAGCCCUGACCUCAACAUCACCCUCUCUCUACCUCUCAAGGUGGAUGAACAGAACAGAGACUCUUACAGAUGUGAGGCUGCCAACCCAGUCAGCAAGGAGAGCGCUGUUGUUACACAUUUCUGUAUAGAGAGUGAUCCCUCCAAGGUGACAGGUAAAAACAUUUACAGUAGCAAUGUUAAAUUGCUUAUAUCCAGACAAUACCAAAUUGAAUAUGAAACAAUAAGUAUGGUAAAGCUCAUUUUAUGAAACACAAUGUUUUAAUAAAAAUAUUGUUUUCUCUCUUUUUACUUUAGAUGGUGAUGAGAGGACUCGAGGUUGUCUUACUAUUGCUGUAAUCUGCGUUUUGGUUGCCUCAGGACUUGUUGGACUUGCAAUCUAUCUUAAGAAGAGGAGAAACGGACAAUCACAAGCAGGUAUUCAUCUUUUAGUGGGGUUUGGUCAUUCUCCUUGUCAAAGUAAAAACAUGUUGUGCACAACCUUUUAAAAUUAUCAAGGAUAGUGUUUUGGAAAAGGAAGGAAAUGUUUGCCUGAACAACGGAUGCAGGUCAAAUGAAGUGGCAUAUCUUCCACACUUACUCUGUUUGGUCAGACAGUUACAUUAUCUCAGACCACUUCUCUAAAUGUUGAAAAAGCAGAAGGCACACACACACACACACACACACACACACACUCUGACUAUCAUUACUAUAUAGCUUCUCUGGCACCAAAAAGACAGCUAACACAGACACAGGUACCCAUUGUAACAUGAGUCCUUAGUGUUUGCAGAACCUGUCUUGGGUUGAGCAUUUGUGCAUAUCUGUCAGUUACUCCCACCCACACUGUAUAUUUCAUUUCCUUUCUUUGCCUUUAUAGAUUCACCCGAAAGAAAGCAAGAUGACAUUCACUAUGCAGAGAUAACUCUCAUUAAACCAGCAGAUAACCAGGUUAGUAAUAAUGCUACAGGCUGAUAAACAUAGGAGAUGUAAUACAGCAGUUUUGUUACAACUAUAGCCUUUAGCGCUGUGCCAGUGAGUUAAUGUGGUCUUGAGUUGCACAGACAACCUGAGUUUAAUAACCGUCCUGAUGUCAUUGCAACCAGUUUUGCCCAUAUGAAAUGGUCGUUUUGCACAAUGAGAAGCCACACUGCACAUAUUGUAUACACAGUACCAGUCAAACGUUUGGACACCUACCCAUUCAAAUGUGUUUAUUUACAUCCCUGGUAGUGAGCAUUUCUUCUUUGCAAGAUAAUCCAUCCACCUGACAAGUGUGGCAUAUUAGGAGUAUUUCUGUCUUUAAUAAAGCCCAUUUGUGGGGAAAAACUCAUUCUGAUUGUCUGGGCCUGGCUCCUGCAUGGGUGGGCCUAUGCCCUCCCAGGCCCACCCAUUGCUGCGCCCUUGCCCAGUCAUGUGAAAUCCAUAGAUUAGAGCCUAAUUAAUUAAUUUCAAUUGACUGAUGUCCUUUUAUGAACUGUAAUUCAGUAAAAUCUUUGAAAUUGUUGCAUGUUGCAUUCAUAUUUUUGUUCAGUAUAGUAAUGCCUUUGAUCUUCCUGUGUCUUUUACAGUAUUUGCCAAGUCUGUGGACAUUUAAGCUUGGCUUCGUGGUUCCUCCCACUAGAUUUAGGAAUGGUCCUAGAUGUGUUGACUGUUGAGUUGCCUACUGCAGAACAAUGAGACUAGACAAGAGAACGUCAGACAUGUCUUGUUUCCUUCCUCUGGUGCAAAGUAUCUAAUAACGAAACAUAUUAUCCUUUUUUCGUUGUUAUUUUUUGCUUUCCUAUACCUCCUCCUCUCUUUCCUUGUCCCUCUCAAUCCUUCCCUCCCCACCUCCCCCCCUCUCCCUGUCUACGAUUAGCGAACAAGUAUACAAGGACUGGAGGCGCGUCGAGACAACCCUAACCUUACAUUAGUUUAUGAUACACUCCAGUUACAUCGCAUGGCUGCCAGCGAGGAUGUUAACACUGCAUGAAGGAGCAAAACAGCAAGGUUCUGAGAGGGUGACAUGAUAAUUCACAUCCAAGAGAAGGCGUUACAUCCUAAAGAGGACGUUAAGACAAAAUUAUAGUAAAUAUUCAUCUAGAAAACUUAAUAGAGGCACAGUUGUUACUGGAGAAAAUUCCCAUUUAACCAUUAAGAUGUUGUUAUCAUUUCAGACUUCCUUUGUUGGUCAUUCUCACAGUCUUUUGUUGAAUUGGGGCUUCGAUGAGAUUCAAUGAUACAGACAAUUUCAUUAGCUAUGCCUAGGAUUAUUAGUAGGAUGAUCCUCUUUUCAAUUGCCCAUUGUCCCAAUUUAUAGGUUAAAACAAAUGGAACCUAUCUUUUAAUCAAAUUCACUAGUGCGUUUGCUAUGCUAUGCUUUUUUUCAGUAUUGUCUGUUCUGUUUAAAUGUAGGUGCCUCCCCUGUAUCUUUUUAUAGCUGGUCAUUGUUUAGCUUGCCAGUGGAUAGCAGCUGUAUACAUAAAAAGCAGAUGUUUGGUGAGAUAAAGCCACCUACUCCUUAGAGGCAAUGGCUGUUAGGCUACGAUGGAAACAAAAAGUCCAUAGGUUGAUUUUUUCCUUUCACCAUGUAGAUU
This is a messenger RNA of Coregonus sp. 'balchen', 3544 nucleotides long. The record is from the annotation of a GenBank genome assembly. NCBI's taxonomy places the organism in Eukaryota, Metazoa, Chordata, Actinopteri, Salmoniformes, Salmonidae.